AUGGCAGAGAGACAGGACAACGAGGUGGAGGAGGCAGACCAGGUGUACCUGCUGAUGAAGGAGGAGUACCGUAUCUCACGGAAUGUACGUCUGGCCUGGUUCCUGGGCAAGCUCAACCAGGUCAUCUGGCCGGUCCCAAAGUCUGAACUGCUGAACUCUGAGAAUGAGCUGGAUCUGCUCAGCAUCUUGCCGAAGGGAUGGCAGCCAGACUUUUCCCCCUCCACCAUACCCUACCUGCUGGUACCUUCCACUCGGGUCACCUUCCUGGCCCGCAGGUACCGCUUCAUCAUCGAGCUGGACCUCAGCCCCUCCACUGGGAUCGUGGAUGACAGCACGGGGGAGAUGAUAUUUGAUGAGGUAUUCCAUGCCUUGUCACGAUGCUUAGCUGGACUGGUCCGACCCUUCAAUGUUCCAGGCACAGAUCUUGUUUUCCAGCCGGAAAUCUUUGUCACUAUCCUGGCUUAUUCCUCCAUUAUUGGGCUCAAUACACACCAGGUGUUGGUGCAGGGUUGUCAGCUGAAUCGUACAGACCUGGUUCAGUUCCUACACCAGGUUUACCAGCAGCUGCGAUCAGUGGAGAACAACAUUGCAGAGGUCCUACAACAGCAGCACAGCCAUCUUCAACAGCAGCACGACCAGGCAAGAGGACACAUGGAGGUGCCUGUGAGGAAACAUGGCGUUUCCAUGGUGACUGCAGACGUCGGGCUGGUCAGCAUGGUGCGACAGGGCAUCCUAGCUCUACAGCUGCUGCCCCCCAACUCCUCCGCAGGUAUAAUCAUCAUCACAGAUGGGGUGACCAGUGUGCCUGAUGUGGCUGUGUGUGAGACCCUUCUGAACCAGCUCAGGAGUGGAACCAUCGCUUGCUCCUUCGUCCAGGUGGGUGGGGCCUACUCCUACAAUUGUAGUUUUGGGUACAUCCCUAAUGUUGAGUUGAUGAAGUUUAUCUCCCUGGCGACCUUUGGCUCCUACCUGUCCAGCUGCCCUGAGCCUGAUCUGGCCAGUCAGGAUAUGAACACCUACCACAAGGCCUUUCUCACAUACUCCUUCCUCAAGACCAGCGAAUCCAUGAACCCUGAGUACUACUGUGUGUCUCAGCACAAGCUGUUCAACGAGCACCUGGUGUCGGCCAGUGGGAACCCUGCGCUAGUGAUGAGGAGGAAGAAGCACACAGAGAAGGAAGUGCACGCCCACCUGGUCAGUGUGGUGUCGGUCAGACUGAGAGAGGGAUACACCAUCAGGGAGAUCAACCUCACUAAAGGUGGCACCCAGCUGGAGGUGAAGCUGGUGUUGCUGUGGAAACACAACAUGCGUAUAGAGUACCUGGCAGUGGCCCAGUGGCCCCUGGAUCCUGCCAAGAGGACCACCUGGGUAGAGGUCACCAUGGAGGGAAGCUACGACAUCCUCCAUGAUAUCAGCUGUACCAUGAGGAAACCCAUCACCUCAACCUACCGCACCUCCGUCAUCAGGCGAUUCUGGAACACACUGCAGAGUAUAAACCAGACAGAUCAGAUGCUGGUCCACCUGCAAUCCUUUAACUCUCUCCCAGAGAACUACACAAUCCCUGAGAGUACCAAGAACGGAGUUCCUCUCUUCUACAUCCCGCCUGGAUCCACCACGCCUGUUCUCUCCCUCCAGCACAGCGGCUCUAAGGACUCCUCCCAGUCCCAGUUUGCCUUCUACUGGAAGCCCAUCCUGUCCAUGGACGCCAACUUCUGGCAGAGAUGGCUUCACAUGCACCGCAUUGCUAUCAUCCUGGAGCACGACAUGCCUGUGCCCAAGCACCUCCACACUGCUGGUAGUAACGGGCGUUUCAGCACCAUCCAGUGUCGUAUCUCCCACUCAGCCCUCACCUCUUUACUGAGGGACUGGAGCAGCUUUGUACUGGUGGAGGGAUACUCAUAUGUCAAGCUCAUAUACAGUGCCUCUGACCAGCCCCCCAACUCAUUCUACUUGGUGCGUCUGAUCUCCAAGGCUCCCUGCAUGGUGCUGAGGCUGGGCUUCCCUAUCGGCACCCUGGCCCACACCAGGAACAAGAUAGUGGAUGAGCUGCGGGAGCAGAUCCUGAGGCUUCGCUUCCCUCACCGCGUCCAGAACAAGGAGGCUACGCCCAAGACCAAGAGGAAGAUUCUGGGGCACGCAUCCCCCUCCAAGUCUCCUCCUCUCCCUGCUCCCAAACCUGCGCUGUCUGACCGGCCAUGUGUGGUGGUCCUCAACAAACCUCUGGAGAAACUACUCAUCAGGUACGAGAAGCUCCCGUCAGACUUCCGGACCCCGUUUAUUCUGAACAUGGAGAACUUCACCCAGCCCACCAACAUGACCGUGCCCCUUAGCAUGGCAGCCAAUCGGACGGCCUCGUCCACGCUGGCGUCUCUGUCACGCUACUUCCUCCACCAGCGCUGGGUGUGGACGGUGCAGAGCGGCCUGGGUGUUACCGUACCGCUGCAGGCUGUGGUUCAUAUACUGUCCAUGCUGUCUGAGAUUCGCCUCUCUGAGGGCUUUCAUUUUGCUGCCAGUGGAGAGGGCAUAGUCAACAUGGUGACUGAACUGCCAAUGAAGGGGAUGCCAGAGGCGGUGGACAGAGAAAGUCACACCUGUAUCGUCCAGUAUAUCCUGUUUCCACCUCACUCCACCUCUACCAAGGACAGUUUCUCCACAGACGAUGACAACGACACAGAGGUGGAGGCCAUUGAUGUGGACACAGAGCUCAACCUGGUGACAGAGUGUUGGGUAGAGCCUCAGAGUGGGACAGUAUGGAGCCCUAGAGACCAACACAGACACUUCCAGGAGCUCACCUACCAGGAGAUACCACAGGCGAUCUUCCCCCGGGAUCUGACCUGUAUGUCCACCAUUAUGACGUUUGAGUACCUUAGCCAGCUGUGCCAGAACAAGGAGCAGGUGUACCCUCCAAUUGGGACCGCUGCAGGAGAACCCCCUGCCUCUGAGGACUGCAUCCACACUGUUCCCUUCCAGUUUGACCUCAUCGAGCUGCUGCCCAAGUGCCAACAGAUAGAAAUCUUCUUCCUCACUCUCAGCAGAGUGGAGAACGAGGAGGUGUCCCAGAGCACCCCCUAUAUUCCCAACGAGCUCCUGCUGAGCCUGUUCCACAGCAGCUUGCAACAGGAGCUCAGUGACCGGGAGAUCCCAUUGGCUGACCAGGACAACGUCACCUUCAUGCAUCACAUCCUAGACAGGGAACGAGACGGACAUGUUGCACCCUUCUCUCUACCGGUCAUCAGAGAAGAGUGCCUGAAACCCCCAGAGAGACAGGACACAGUGAUGUCCUUCCACACUACAGGGAGCAGUAAGGAGGUGACAGGAUCAACCAGUACCCUUCAGAGUUUCAGCAAUGCAGACCUGGUGGAUGAGGAGCCAGUCCCAGUGGAGAGGGAUGGGUCUACCCCUCAGUGGAAGUGUUACGCCAAGUACAUCAGCCCCCAACAGAUCCUACUGACCUUCCUCCCUGCCACCUUCACAGAUGUCCAGAUGUUGAUGUUGUCUGGGCUGGAGACCGAGCCCCAGGACAACGGAGAUGAUGACGACACCCUGACUUCUGGCAACAAAUCACAGGUUGAUUCUCACUCUGGCUCCACCAAUGUGCUGAAUGGUGGGUUGAGUAGCGGGUUGAGGUCCCCCAUGCUCUCCCCUGGUGGUGGUGGUUCUGUGGGACCCAGGUCACCCCUGCUCUCCCCUGGAUCUGGGAGCUCCACGGUGGAGCAGGACAACUGGGAGAGCCGUCUCUCUGAGCCUGAAAAUGGCACCAAAGGUGCAGGUGUGGAGGAGAGGGACGGGGUGCAGUUCGCUGAGCCCCAGAAGAGAGACUUCCACAUCACGUUCAGUCGCCAGGCGUCCCAGCAGAGCUCAGGGGACCUGUCUCGUCCGCGCUGCCCUGUAUAUGUCUAUAACUGUUCCCUGGACUCUCUGAAGGAUCAGCUACUCAAUCCCCACUCUAACAGGCAGCCAAGGGACAUCUUCUUCAGGUCUCUAUCUCAGGAACGCAGCAGCACUUCCUCCUGGACAGACCUGAUGUCGCAGCCUCAUAAACACAAGGAGCUGGCCAACUACUGCAGCCUGCUACAGGAGCACUACCACCAGUGUUACGUCACAGGUGUGUACCGCAGCCUGCAGCAGUCCCACAGCAUCAGUUCCCAGGACUUGCUGACAGCCAUGGACUACUGUGAGGAGUCUCUCCAGGAGAUAGACAUCACUUCCUUCCUCCAGACGCUCUGUGGACACAUCCGGGUGUUCCGAGAGCGCCAUGGAGACGCUGUGACCCCUGAUCCCUCCAUCACCCCCGCCACCUUCACCAUUGGAGAGGCAGAGGAAGACGGGCCGGUCAAGAGAGGACCCAUGGCCUCCUCAUCCAGUAUUGAGAUGGAGGACGUGAGUGAGGCAGAGAACAGGGGGAAGGCCUCGGCCCCUAACUCCCCCCUCGGCCUGGACGAACCCCCCGGGACCAUCAGGAUACCAGAGUUCCCUCUGUCCCUCCUCCGCCUUCAGCAGAAGUGUGAGGUCUACCCUGACCUGCACAAAAUCAUACAGGACAAAUUCAUGGACAUUGGUGCUCAGUUCUUCAAGACCGUGCCUUCCAAUCCCCACUACUUCUACUACUGCCCACCAUCAUCUAAGAAAGAGAUAUGUGACUCUGAUAGGGAAGAGGAGAGACGACUUAGUGAAGAGGUUGUCUCAGAGGCUGAGCCUGCUACAGAGGACGAGAACAUGUCGGGCUGUUGCAUCAUGAUGGAGAGCGACACAGACCUGGAGGUGGAGUACCAGGAGAGGGCUGGGGUCCGGAGAUCCCUAGGGGCAGACGGAGAGGGGGAAGCAGGGGGAGAGGGGGAGGAUGAGUCCCUGUCUGACUCCAACACCGUGAACCAGGAUGAGGACUCCUUCAGCAUCCUAGAGGGAGACAGCCUGUUGGAGCCAGAGGGGCCUCAGCCUGAGAUGCCUCCGCUGUUCGUCCACCUCACCUGCUCUGUUAACAUAAAGAGCUGCCACGGAUCCAUGCCCAUAACCACGCUACCCACCUGCCUGGGUGAGGUGAUCACAUGUCUGGAGAAUGCAGAGGCCCUGCAGGCUCUUGAUCUGAAUGAUCUGUCUGUCACACUGGACAUCUUUGUCCUCACCUUACCCCUAGAGAUCGAGGGUAUGCAGUCUGACUUGAGGCACAACAGGUACACGUCAGAGAGCAGUGUGUCUCUGAACCGUUCUCCAGGUCAGCCCUCCUCCUACCGCUCUGAUGAGGAGCUGAUGGGCAACUUGGACAGCCUGAGAGGGGUAGGGGUCGACGGGGUUGGAGGAGACCCCUUGGCCAAACUCCCAAUUCCCCACAAACUAGCAGUGUUAGCCACCAUGGAUGAGAUCCGUUGGCUCUUGGAGGACGAGAUUGUGUCAGCGCUGCGUCUCUCCCGGGUUAUCCGCUCGUCCAUGCUACAGAAGGUGGCGGAUCACGUGUUUCGCUCAGGCGGGCGACCACGGUGCCACUGUGAGGUCGUUCCUCUGCAGUUUGUCUUCGGCCCUGAGCAGUCCCUGGAGAAGUUCAAAGAGGAGUUCCGUAGGAUGUCAUUCUCAGGUUAUCUUCUGAAUGGAGAGCAAGACAACUUCUACUACAUGUCUCUGAGUAGACUCCACCCCCAGAGGAUCCAGGCUGCUAAGAGGCUGUCUGAGAGCACUGUCAACCCUGGGGAGGCGGGAUGGAACUCCAUGAUUGGACGGAACUCACAGCCAACCAAUCACUGUCCUGAUGUGGACGACAGCGCCAGGGCUCCGUCCAUUCAUGGCACACCAGGAAGAAGACCUGACCACGAAGCAGAGGUGGCGAGGGUGGAGCCAGACAGUGAGGUUCAGGGAGAAGAGAAGAAGUCUACUGUCGGGGCUGUUAGUGAAUCUGCGAGUUACUCAGCCCAGGAGCGCAGCGACACCCCAAUCAAACCAUCCCGAGCUGACUCAGAGGAGGGCCCUAGACCCCGCUUGAGUUCAGUUGGUGCUACCUCCACUGCCGCGGGUGACAGCCCCCGGUUGAGUUCUGUUGGUGCCUCCACCAGUCGACCUCGACUGAGCUCUGUGGGCAGAGGAGGAGAGGAGAUAAGACCUCGGCUGAGCUCCGUGGGCUCCACCUCCACCUCUACCUCUACCACUACAGGGGACGGCGGCCAGGCCAGCAACCCUCAGCUCCAGCCCAGCACUAGCACCGACCGUUCCUCAGAAUACACCUCGCCCCCCAAGACCCCCUCCACAGUCAGCCUGGCCGAGUCGGUGCAGUCCACCACCCACAGCAGCGGGAAGCUGAGGCCCAGUCGAGUCCAGAGUGUGGUCUCCAGUCAAGGCAGCCUGGACUCUGACAUGCUGGGUUAUGACGGUGGCAGCAGUGACUCUGAGUGUGAGAGCCCCACUGUGGAUGAGCAGGAGUCCCAGGCCCCUCUGAUGCCUGACUUCUGGCUCAUCGUUAAGAUCCACCAGGACAGAGUGGAGGUGUACUCUCAGUCUAGGAGCUUCAAUGAAGCUAAGGAGGGCAGAGUAGAGGAGAAGGAGGAGGAGGAAGAAGAGGAGGUUCCAGAGUACUUACGGCUGCAUCAGAUGGUGGUGAGGAAGAUUGGGGAGAUCUGCCGUAUAGUCAAUCAGCGUCUACUACUCCAGGACCUCCACGACAGCCAUGUGUGUAACUCGCUCCUGGUGGCAGAGAGCGAAGAGGACAUCUGGAAGAAUGAGUCCCUGUACAGACAGAGACUGGCCAACUCUGAUGAUUACAAUGCAGAGGAGAGCUACCAGCCACGGGACUACCUAGCGGCCACAAUGCAGUUCAUCCCGGGUCACUUUGCCUGUGAGGUGGUGUGGAGCACCGUCAUCCACAUCCACCCUCGCCUCAAGAUGGGGCCUAACAUGGGGGUGUCCAGGGCUAUCCAGGCUCUGCGGUCAGUGCUCAACGCCAUGUGUGUGGUCAACAGGAAGAGCAUGUUUGUCUAUCAGGAGCGCUCCACUAAAUCAGUCUUCUACCUCAGACUUUCUGAGACGUCCCAAACAGGAAAAUACUCUGACCUGGAUGGCAACCUGCACCCCAUGUCUCGCUGCGUCGGCCUCGCCCGGAGCCAGGAGCCGCUCUACUCUGAGGACCUCACGGGCUCCCGGUCAUCUCUGGAAGGUGCUCGGCCGUCUCUGGAAGGUGCUCGGCCAGUGGGACAGGUGGACAAACACAUCUUGUUGCUGGUGCAUGGAGUGGGAAGUGCUGGUCCAGAGAUCACAGAUGAGCUGGUGAAGGUUUUGAGGAAGCGUCUGGAUGAGACCACGCUGGACAUCAUCACCAUCAUGCUGGGCAGGAACUGCAAACUCACCCCUGCUGACGUGGAGUUUAUCCAGCCGUCAGGCUCUCCAGCCACUGAGGUGAUGGAGUUUACUCUGCCGCAGUGCUUCAUGCCCUGGACCCCUGCUGUGGCCCACUACCUCAGGCAGAACCUGCUCAUCUUCCUCCACAUCCCCAAGUACACAGACAGCUACGUAGAACACCACUUCAAGCACUACUUCCAUCAGAGCAGUGAACUACCUGACUCUGAUGUCUACCUCUACAAUAAGCCUGGGGGCCAGGGGACUGGAGGGAAAGGUAUCGCCUGUAUCGCCCUGUCGUUCGUUGACGUUCAAGGCCGCCCCCUGCAGGUUCCAGCCCAGUACUGCACCACACCACCCAGAGGGGAUGCAUCUACCAUCCUCCUACAGCCAGACCAGUUUGACACCCUGACAACUGUCAUCAAGGUGGACUCCAACAACCUCAGCUCAGGGUCAGAGAUGAGGGUGCGUUUUGACAUCUGGGAGCAGGGUAACGUCUCCCCCCUCCAGCUGACUGACAAGCUGCGAGGGGCCCUGCGCCACGCCCUCUGUGACGUCAUCAUGGAACUCCGGGUCCUGCCGAAUCCCCUGUGUCUGGAGACGUUCUGCACUACACCGGGGCGAGGGCAGAGAGAGGACUCCACUAAUGGUCUUUUAAGUCCUCCUCCAUUAGAAACAAAGGAGGGGAAUGAACUGGAGGUUAGAGAAGUGAAGGAAUUUAAGGACAGCUUCCAGCCUCGUAGUGGCUCUAGGAGGGUUAAGAACAGCCCCUCCCCUAUCACCCUGAUUCCUGCCCCCCUUGUGACCACCCCCAACACCGGACCAAGCACCCCUGAGUCCACUACACCCACCGGCAAGACCACUCGCCGAAGCUUCUGGGAAAUACUGAGCAAGCCAGACUCAUCUGAGCUGGGGAGCCCUAAGACGACAGACGACAUCGUGCAGGAGAAGGGAGAGGAGGGUCGGACACGCAGGAGACACAAGACGGAGAAUGUGAAGCAGCAGUGGAGCCAGGAGAAGGCCAUGGCUGUAGAACUGGAGCAGGCCCAGAGGAGACAUGUGUCCCAGCUAGAGGAGGGUGACAUUGGGACCCUGCACCCUCUAUACCAGGUCACCUGUCAGCCCUGGAUCACCUUCAUGGCUAAACUUGGAUGCCCGUCGAUUCAGCAGUGCACAGCUGAGAUUGCCUCCCAGUUUCUGCUCCCGCCCAUCCUGACAGAGAUUGUCAAUCUGGUCAGCUCCCUGGCCAGUGACACUGCAGUUAAGGUGUUUGAGAGGACAAGUUGUCCCCAAGGAGACAUGUUUGUUCCCCUGCCUUUGAUCCACCACCUCAGCCAACCGCCUACCACCUCUAGAACCUUCAUCCUCAUUGGACGGAACUUCCACCAAUGGCAUUGCAGCACAGAGCAAGAAGACAGUUCAGAUGAUGAGAACAUCCCUGAGAUUAGUAGGUUCACACCUCAUAAGGGCUUCCAGCGCUUCGAGGCCUUGGAGCAGUCUGAUUGUUUCAGCCCAGGGCAGGCCUCGAGGGGCGUGGCCCCAAGACAGAGGUUCCUCCUCAUACACAUCCUGGAAAAGAAGGUGACCCUGUACACCUAUAACUGGUCGCUGGACCUUGGUGUGUCUCUGAACCGGGGACUGGUCAGGCUGGUCCAGUGGCAGAAUGCCAGGUCCCACGUUAUCCACUGUCUCCUCAACCAGAAGAUGGGCCUGUUCCACCACUACUGCUUCUCAGACACACCUGCCCACGAAGACCUCAAACAGCCCAACCCGUUCCUGAACCCAACCUUGGAGGCUGAUGCCCUGCUGAGGAGCCCAGUGCCCCCCGUACCCAGCAAGGACCAGGGCAGGCUGGCUAGCUCCGUCCGCUCCCUGGCCCCCCUCCACUUCCCCUCAGAGCUGGUGCCCUUUGACGAAGCCCUCCGGGACAUCGGGAUGGGCCGCCCCCUGGCCAGCGCUCAGGACGGGGCCGACGUGGUGGCUCGGCACGGGGCCCAGCUACUAGAGGUCAAGGCUGCAGAGAGGAGAGAGAUGGAGAAGCAGAUGAAGAUUGAGAACCUGUUUGUGACUUGGCAGCAGAGGUCAGCGCAGUCCAACAUGCCCAUCUCUGUGGUGGACUUGGACACUCUGAAGCAGUCGUCCAGGCUAGUGCACUACUGCGCCACCCCUCUGCUCUUUGACCCCAAACCUCUAUUUUCACCCCUCCGCUCCCCCUCUUCCCUCUCUUCUCCUCCCCCUCUUCAGAAGCGCCACUGCUCCAGUGACUCCACGGCGUCUGGCAGGGACCGUAGCUACAGUACGGACUCAGCUGAUAUGCUGCCUAGCCGGCUGAGAGAGGAGCCCUGGCUGCAGGACAUCUCUAACACCUUCCUCCAGCAGUAUGUCCAGUACCUCCAGAGCAUGGGCUUCAUCCUGGUCCAGGUCCGGCCACAGUCCCCCGCACGCAGCAUCGCCAGGGCCCGGGCAGCCAUGCUCAGCUCACUCUCGUCAGAGAGGCAGUCCUUCUCCUAUAACAAGGCCAGGAGUGAGGACAGCCCAAAGAGCACAGGGUCAGGCACCACCGCGUACCACCUCCAGAGGGCGCUCCCAGGGGGCAUCGUACUGAUGGAGCUGGCCUUCCAGGGUUGUUACUUCUGUGUGAAGCAGUAUGCUCUGGAGUGUUCCCGCAUCCCCAUGGGACAGACCGUCAACUCUCAGCUCUCCAUGCUGUUCACAGAGGAGUGUGAUAAGGUGCGUGACCUGAUGCACGUGCACUCGUUCAGCUAUGACUUCCACCUGCGGGUGGUGCACCAGUACCUGGUGGGCUGUCACAUGACCCUGCGGCAGGGAUACCAGCUGACCGGCUUCCUGGAGGACUUCAUAGCUCAUCACCCUGACAUCCCCAAGUUCGGACGCAAUCACGUCUUCCAGGGGAGUUUCUCUAUCUCUACGGGGAUGAUCACAGCCCACCAGCUGUAUAACUACAUCACUGACCACGCUGGCACCUACGGCAUGAAGCCCCUUCGCAUGUCCAAGGUUGCAAUGACCAGCGAAGGCAAGAAGGGAGCGCCACCCAGCUCCGACCUGCAUGAGUACGCUCUGGUGGCUCUUUGGAACAGCUCGGGCUCUUACAAGGACCUGGAAGGCCUGCGUCACCAUGACGAUUUUGACGUGUCCCUGCUGGUGUGUCACAAUGCCGCUCCAUUUGAGGAGCAGUCGGAGGGAGAGAGACAUCUGCUGAGGCUGCGUUACUACGUGAUCAUGACCAGUCAGCGAGAGCUGUUCCCCCGGCUGACUGCUGACAUGCGGCGCUUCAAAAAGCUUCCCCAGAUACACCGAGAGGCCCGCGACCUGGGAGGAAAGGUUCCCCCUGAGAGAGGGACAGAACCGGGCGGGGCACGGGACCCUGAACCAGACCUCUGGGAGGAGACCCCACCUGCAGCCUCAGCCCCAGACACCGCCAUCUCUACCCCCAGCGAUGGGAACGAGUUUUACCCCCUGACUGGCCGCCGGAGGUCUGGGUCUGGGGCCCAGGGACUCCUCUACCCCUCUCCUCUGUUCCCUCUACUCAAUCAGGAGGUGGGCUGUGCACGGAGGCAGAUCCAGGCGAGCGUGGAGCAGGCCAUGGGCCACUGUCGCAGGGAUAAUCUGUGGAGGAGGCUGUUCCAUGGUGAACACCAUCACCUGGCCAUGGACAAGCUCAAGCUGAGCAAACUGUCCUUCAGCGAACUGGAGGAGCUCCUCAACGCCGUGCAGAGUCGAUCUGUAGAGGAGAUCGACCCACAGCUGGACUGUUUCCUAACCAUGAGUCCCAGCUGGUACCAGAGUCUGAUCAAAGUGCUGCUGACUCGAUUCCCUCAGAGCUGCCGACACUUUGAUGACAGUGGCAUUCAGUAUCUGGCUGUCCUAAACCAGAAAUUCACUGACUGCUUUGUUCUGGUCUUCCUUGACACUAAGGCAGGAAAAACGAGCCUCAAGGUUGUGUUUAGGGAGCCGUUGCCAUCCCAACCGCAGCCUAGCAGCAGCCCCCCACCCCAGCUGGUGUCCAUGUACCAUCAUCUGGAGUCUGUGAUCAACACAGCCUGCUACAACCUUUGGACCGGUUUGCUCUAGGGCUGGAGGGCCAAUCAGGACCAGGCAUGCCUCAGAGAAACGGAGCUGCUGGGAGGUGUAGUUCCAGACAGGCGGCUUCCUUUAUAGGCCGCCUUGACUUGUGGGACACCAAAAAAGGAUGUUAUCGUUGAAAAGUGCUGAACCAGCGAAUCAGAGAGAGAGUUCGCAAAAGAUAUUCGGAGGAACUAUACACACUAUUGCACACAAAGGUUCUUCUUUAUCAGACAGUGUAUGUGCCCUAUAGUGACUGAAAAUACAUUUUUACUUUACUCUCAACACAGAAUGUAAGUUGAGUUGAACCAGAGACAGGCUUUGGCUGAACUCUUUCCUGCCAGUUGUGGGUGUUGACAUGCCCUCUGCAGUGGACGUUGGGCCUCACAGACAGAGGUCACUUUACAAACGCUUUGCUUUGAGGCUCAGGUGAACACUACCUCACAAUGACAGAAUCCGAUUGAAGAAGAUUUAGCUUUUUGCACUGAACAGUGCACCAGAUCAAAACAGGGAAGUUAUGCAAUUUGCCCCCAUUUCAAUGCCAACUUUCUGGGCCCAUUCCUCAUUGACUUGGAGGUCAGUGGUGGUAGGGUAGAAUGAAAGGGGGAUGAGACUUUCAGUCUAGUUUGAUCUAAAGCCAAACUUCUGUAUGUAAUCUCAGCCAUGUUCCCAUUCAGCUUCUACUUCUAAUGAGAGAUCAUCUACAAUACAUGUACAGCUAACCUGAAGUGGAUCUCACUCCCCAACCAACUGAAUUGGACUGUAAACAAGUCACUAUUGUGCAACCAAGUGUUGGGAAAUUAGAUUCUAUUCUCCAACUCGUAACCCAUUUAUCAUUGUAGGUGUUCAAAUCCUAUGAACACGAAUAUGUGAAGUUAUUUCUCUCGGAUACUGUGCCUUGCGAAGGUACAGGACGAGAUGCUUAAGAUCGCCACUGCACACAAUCCAGUGAAUCCGCAGUCUUGAGUCUUCUGCGGAGGUGAAAGAUUGCUGCCAUUUCAGUCUGAAAUAUUGGGUAAUAGAUUUUUUCCCCUCUUCCCAUUGUAUCCUAACUGUCAAACCUGCUACCCAAUUUGCCCUACUGCCAUUUCUUCAUCCUAGAAGUGCCUUAGUUUUUUAUGUUUUAUUUCUUAACAAUGCUACCAGAGCAGUUUUAUUGUUAUUGCAUCAAUCGUGCAAGUGGAAUUUCUGGAAAAUGCAAUUGGACUGCUAACUAGCUACAUUCGGACAGGCUUGAGGGUAUCGCUGGUCUCUGUUUACAAAGAUAUGGAGUGUUGGGUGGACAUACUGUAGGAGCCAGCUUGUGUACAACAUUGUAAUAUCACACACACACACAUCAGUUCAGAGAUGUCAUUGCAAUACAUUAUGACUUCAGAUGGCCUUAACGUUUGUACACAUUUCGAUGGAAGGAAACCAAAUGUUUCAAGAUUGUUUAAAGUUCCUUAUUAAAAAGGAAUGAAGGAAAUUGGAAUGUUAAUAAUAAUAAUAAUGGAUUUCUGAGUAAGGUGAAUUGUGUCUGUAGAGAUGUUUCUUUGUUUUGAAGGUAAGAACACUGGAUUUGGAAUAAUUCAAGAUAAUGUUAACAGUUAGGCCAGCUAUAGCAACAGUAUAAGCAUUCUGAAACUGUAAUAUAAUCUGAAACUUGUAUAUGUACAUUAUGUAUAUACAGAUGGAUUUGUAUGAUAUGCUACAAUAAACCUUAUGGUAUAUUCAA
Messenger RNA from Salvelinus namaycush (lake trout), 13111 nucleotides. RefSeq names its product KICSTOR complex protein SZT2-like. The transcript is spliced from 73 exons. The record is from RefSeq and is a predicted model, not a curated record. Gene Ontology annotation, cellular component: peroxisome. NCBI's taxonomy places the organism in Eukaryota, Metazoa, Chordata, Actinopteri, Salmoniformes, Salmonidae. Bases 1 to 11406 code for a protein of 3801 amino acids.